AUUUAUGGCAGUUAGGUAUGAUCUAAAAUUGGACCUGACGUUGCUGGUGUCAGCAGAAACAUCUAUAUUAUCCUCUCUAUGCAAACGUUUGAUAUUGGAAACUAUUGAUCAUGAUGAAGUGUAUGUAUACCAACUGUCUCAGUGAAGACAUUUCAAGCAAUGACAGUUAUGUUGAAGUGAAAACUGUCCUUCCAAACGCAGGCGCACUGAAGAAAUUGAAAUCGAAACUGAAAAUAAAAUGGAAAGGAAAUGGGGAGGCAGCUUUCCAUCGACCUUGUUGGAAUGACCUGUUGAAGUCAUCACGCGCGAGAAAGAUAUAUCCAGAUCUACCUGCUUUGUCAGCAGAAGAAAAAUGUUUAAUAAAGCAAGCCUCAAAGACAGCAGAGUUCUUUGAUUCGAGAAACACAGUGAAAGUAAAAGGAGCUAAAUGUGCAAAACUCAUCAAGUCAUCUAAGCAUUGCAUAGCAUUUACUGGAGCAGGCAUUUCAACUUCUGCAGGUAUUGGUGAUUAUCGUGGGAAGAGUGGAAAAUGGACGAAACAAGAUCAUGAUGCAGUGGACAUGGAUGCAGUAAUGGGGACAUCAGGAGAACCGCUAGAUGAGGAAGAACCUGAAGUAGUCACAAAGAAAUUUAAAAGAUCUGAUAGUCUUGACAAUGAUGUCAAAGAAGAGGUUAUGAAAGAAGAGCCUGAAGGUGUGUCAUACGAAUGUCUCCGCCCAACCUACACCCAUGAGGCAAUGCAGAAACUAGUGGAGAAGGGAUACCUCAAGUAUAUCAUUAGUCAGAAUGGAGAUGGGCUACAUGGCUUGUCUGGUGUAGCAGCUGAUAACAUGUCAGAAUUGCAUGGCAAUGUGUUCAUCGAAAUCUGUGAAAAAUGUAACACACGCUACAAUAGGCCAUUCUACACAAUGGAUGAUGCAGGAAGUCAGUAUUAUGAGGAAAUGGAGGAUCGUGGGACAUCUACAGUAUCAAAGCCACCUCAUGCCAAGAAGUGUGAUAAGUGUGGACUAAGUCACCGAACUGGACGCAGAUGCGAUAAUAAGGACUGCAAGGGAUAUCUCAACGACUCCAUCAUCAACUUUGGUGACCACCUGGAAGACGACAUCCUUGACCGAGCUAUGCAUCAUUCAGAACAGAGUGACCUGAUGCUGUGUCUGGGGUCUACACUGACGGUUACCCCCGCUAACUCUCUGGUGGAGAUGACCAAGGAGCGACACAGGCUGGCUAUAUGCAAUAGACAGAAGACUCACAUGGACAAGAAGUUGGGUCAUGGUGUGCGCGUGUUCGGGGACUGCGAUGUGUUUAUGAAGGAGGUGAUGACGGGAGUGUUGGAUGACGAGGAGCUGACCACAUGGGAGGAGGGAAGACAACAGAGGAUGAAGCACUACGACAGUCAGAGGACUCCAGUGUGAUUAGGACUGAAAAGAUCAUGUAAUCUCCUGGUAGUGCUGACAGAAGAUUUGUUUGUUAACUGUUGUAACUCUCCUGACAUGACAAGGCUGUGCAUCCACUUCUGGACCAUAAUGUGGACUCUCUCAGGAAAUCAUCACAUUAAAAACCAUGUGUUGUUUGUGCAGUUAUACAUUUUCAAAUGUUUUUUGUUCCAUAUGGUUGAUUGUUGUGUUUGGUAUGCACCAGUUGUGUACGUUUAUUUCUGACAGCAGGAGCAGAGUCUUUGAAGAAACUCAAGCAUUGUUAGAGGCAUGUGACAACCAGGGCCCCUAUUCUCGAAAGUGUCCCAGCUAAGACAG
Molecule: messenger RNA, 1751 nt
Organism: Haliotis rubra (blacklip abalone)
Lineage: Eukaryota; Metazoa; Mollusca; Gastropoda; Lepetellida; Haliotidae
Product: NAD-dependent protein deacetylase Sirt6-like
Exons: 5
Coding region: 111-1412 (433 amino acids)
Molecular function (GO): NAD+ binding
Source: RefSeq, a predicted model, not a curated record